Macrobrachium nipponense is the source of this 7772-nucleotide messenger RNA. RefSeq names its product tetratricopeptide repeat protein 39B-like. The record is from RefSeq and is a predicted model, not a curated record. Gene Ontology annotation, molecular function: protein binding. The coding region runs from base 275 to 2167 and encodes 630 amino acids. Lineage: Eukaryota; Metazoa; Arthropoda; Malacostraca; Decapoda; Palaemonidae. The transcript has 15 exons.
CAGUUGUAGAGAAGUCGUGGUGGAGGGCAGGGAACUCCAAAGAGCUUAGUGUGAUGACUUGUAAAUUACGGUGAGUUAUGGGGAAAUAUUAAAUGAAAACAGAAAAAGCAAAGACAAUGUCAUCGGCUGUGAUGUGAUAAUCAACCCGUAAUUGAUGUGGACUCAAAAUUAAUCCCUGGAAAUAAUAUUAAAAAAAUAAAUUGGUAAAGAUUGAAGAUUCCUACUUUAGUUUUUUUUCGAUUGGGUACAGUCGACAACAAAAGUGUAACCCAAAAUGUUUCGAGAGGCGUUGAGGAACCGGAUGAACUCCCUCUUGCGGAAACAUGUCUGCGAGAUGGACCUGUCCACUGCCAUGGACGAGGCCAAGUUGGCUUGUAGCUACUUCUUCAACAAUCGGUUUGAAGAGGCCAGGAAUCUCAUGAGGCCAUGGGCUCACAAGAGCAUGUACCAUGCGCUGGGGUAUGGAACGUUCAUGUACCUACAAGCCAUCAUGACCUUUGAACCAAAAGAUAUUGAGGCUGCCAUUGAGUCUUUGAAACAGAGCGUGGAUGUUUGUAACAAGUUCAGGAAGAAAAAUACCAUUGGAGAGAGUAUAGGCAAAAUGGUCAAGAAAAUGGAUUACAAUAGUCUUACCAAAGAGGAGAUUCACGCUGAAUUGUGUUAUGCUGAGUGCCUGCUUCUCCGUGCUGUUCUUACCUUCAUGGAAGACGAAACUCUCAUCAGUUUCCUGAAAGGAGGCAUGAAGAUCAGGGCCUGUUACCAGUCUUACAAGGAGUGUUGGUACAUCCUUGAAGGCCGCGACUGGAGCAAAGAUGCAGACAAGAUGCAUUUUGAAUCUGGAGUCCGAAUGGGCGUUGGAGCUUUUAAUCUUAUGAUCUCACAGCUUCCUCAGAAAAUUCUCAAGUUGUUGGAAUUUGUAGGUUUCUCAGGCAACAAGUCGUGUCAGGUAAGAGAACAGAAGCACUUGGGCUUAGCAGAGUUGGAGAGAGGUUUUUAUCUGGAAGGCUCAUUAAGGCGAGUUUUGUGCGCUCUGGUGCUACUUGGUUAUCACCUCAUAGCCACGUAUGUCUUAGGAACAUCAGAGGGAGAUCUUGAGAUGGCACAAGUUAUUUUAGAUGACCAUUUAAAGCUGUAUCCUAAUGGUGCAUGGUUCCUCUUCUUUGCCGGAAGAUUAGAGUACGUCAAAGGCAACUUUGAUGUUGCCAUUGAGAAAUACAAAAUAUCCCUACACAGUCAGGAUGAGUGGCGUCAAUUCCAUCAUCUGUGUUACUGGGAACUUAUGUGGUGCUGCAUCAUGAGUGCACAAUGGAAAGAAGCUCAGGGUUACGCUGAUAAGCUCCUACAAGAAAGCAAGUGGUCAAAGGCAACUUACGCUUACCAGAAGGCUUGCUGCAUGUGCAUGAGGAUGAAAGAGUUGACACCAGCUGAAAAAGAAGAGCUUGCGGACACUAUGAGAACCAUCCCAAGUCUCAAGCAACGUAUUGCUGGCAAAAGUCUUCCUGUUGAAAAGUUUGCCGUCAAAAAAUCAAACAGAUUCUUUGCACAAGGAGAAACUCUUACUUUAUCAGCCUUGGAACUCAUUUAUGCAUGGAAUGGCUUUAAGAUUCUUGCAAAGAAAUAUGAAAAUGUAGAGAAAAUGUUUGUCAUCAUUGAGAGAGAGAUGAAGAGACUGGAGUCCAUUAAAGUUGAAAGCCGCAAUGAGUACUACUGGGAUGACUACCUCCUGUGCCAUCUUGUAAAAGGAGCUUGUUUAGCAUACAUGAAUUCCCCUUUGCAAGCGGAGGAAUGCUUUAAAUUUGUUGUCAGCAAUGAGAAGAAAAUUAAAGAAGAUAACUACUUGGUUCCUAAUGCUUUACUGGAAAUUGGACUUCUCUUGUUACGUGCUAAUGAUUUGGACCAGGCCAAGAUCAUAUUGGAACACACCAAAAAUAACUACAAGAGCUAUUCCUUGGAAUCAAGAUUACACUUCAGAAUCCAUGCAACACUGAACAAGAUCCAAGGCAUUCAGAAGGGCACUAGCCAUGAAGGACUUGCCCCUCUCGAUGAUUAUCCUUCUUUGAGCCGGUCCCCCUCUCCGAGCAUAGCCAAGAUGGAGGCAAACGGCAUGGAGAAACACCUGAACGGAGACUCGCUGAAACCGCACGCUGCAGUCGGUAAUAAUCUGUGAUGAUGACCUGACCCCACCUCUCUCUUGAUCAUCAUAUGAAAGUGUUUUGUAUGAUGCUAGUCAAUAGCCUCAGCAUUUUUUUAAAAUGCUUCUGUGUCUCAGACACUGAGGCAAAUUGUUAACGCUAAUAAUUUUUCUUCUAAUUAUUUUAAAUGUGAACAUACCGCUGAUUUUAAACGUUACGAUACAGUUGGGGACUGUCUGGUACAUAGUUGCCCAAUUCAGUGUUUAUGCAACAAUGAACAUGGUUAGGAUUUUUAUAUCAUUACACUUAAGUGUUGCAAGUGAUGGCAUCAGGUAUUUGAUAUUGUUGGAAAGUUUUUUUCUAUUUUACUGGAAGAAUUUUGCCUAGGAAUAACAAAUGGUUAUCAGAAAUUUCUGUUGGAAUGGAAAUCAUUUUUAUUCAGCAGUGUCUUAGAUAUUCUAGGUAUGUAUAUCAAAAUGUAAUGGUUUAAAGCAACACAGAUACACCUCUAUUGCAUUCAGUGUACAGUAUACAUGCAGUCUAUAAUUUAAGAACUCAUAUCUUUUCACACAAGUUAUUCUCAUAAUUGUAAAUAAGAGGAUUAAAAGAUAUAUUUGAACGAUGAGAUCUCCAUUCAUUCAGAUUUUAGAAAAAUUAUAUAAGGAAUGUCCAAGUCCUUUUGUAUAUAAAGAAUAUAAAUAUAUAUAUAUAGAUAUACAUGAAAUAUGUAGAUGAUAUUUUGUUAUUAAGUAGUGCUGUAUAUUAAUCAAAUUUUUCAGAUGCUGUUAGUGUUAUCAGAAUGAGUGUCUAAUUUUCUCUAAAAGAAGUUACAGAGCCUUUUGCACUAUUUACUCAAUACAGCAUUCGAAGGUUUAAGGUUCUUUUAACAACUAUUCUUUUUAGUUUCAGAGUACAGGUUACUCUAAAAAAGAACUCACUUUAGAUUUUAUGAGAGGAUUUGUAUAACACAUGCCAAAUUGUUUCCAAGCCUGUCACAACCAAAGAAGUUAGUUAUUUUACUUUUCAGUACAUUUUGAUUAUUAAAAGUUAUGAGUACAAGAUGGGUAAAUGAAGCUUCAUCUAUUUUUGUAUAUUCUGUAUCAGGAAGUUACAAAAUGUAACUAUCAUUGAAAUAUUCCUUAGACUUAAAAGGUGGCUGAUGCCAUACGGGAAGAAGGGAAACGCAAUUUGACAUGAAAUAGAAGCAAUGGCCGCAUUUUAAAAUAAGAGCACUACUUGCAGUGUAUGUACUUAUUUGGGUGUGCAUGUCAGCAUCCAAUUUUACCAUCUAAGAGAAGUGGUGAUGUUAUGAUGAAUAAUUUUGAUUGUGUUGUUCUGAUUUGUGAAAGGAAAGACUGUCCAUUUACAUAUUUAAGGUAGUUGAAAUAUUAUGGAUGGAAUUGUUGAUAUUUUUUUUUGGGGGGGAGGGGCAACUGUAGGCAUAUUGAACAUAUCUGUCAUUACUGUGAUUAAAAGAGAGUUUAUUUGGGGAAUAAGCUUCUUGCAUUAACAAGGUAACGAUUGACUCGAAUGGCAAAAGGCUAUGAUGACCGCUAACAAGUUUAUUUAGAGAUAAUUUCUUAGUGUGAGAAAUGAAUGUUUAUGUAAUUUUAAAAUUAAAUGCAAAAAUUUUGUACAAAUUAAAUGAAGCUUAUAGAGUGCUCAGUUGAAUCCACUCCUUAUUUGAGAAUAUUGUACCAGUUUGUAUUAUAAUUUUUGAAGAGUCUACUGUCAGUAGAUGAAAUAGUAACUGAAAUUGAACUUGUCUAAUUCUCAUGCAGAAAAGAAUGAGAUGUAUAUAUCUCUAAAAACGGUUAAGCAAAAAAAUAUGCAUGCGUAUUAUGAAAUAAUGUAUUUGGGAAGCUUCAGUUUACAUCCAUAUGAUGUACUUAAAUUUAUAUUAAUUUUGUUCACAGUUUUCCAAGUUAAAAUGUCACGCAUCUAAUGAGCUUUGUAACUGUGUGGAGGAAAAGUAAUCUUUUAAGUGAUGCAUAUGUUUGCAAGGUGGCCAGUCUUAAAGUGGAAGAUUUGGAAUUGGGAGCGUUUAACAACUAAAGGAACAUCUGCUGGUACCAUGCGUUUAUAACUUAUGAAUUAUAUAUGUAUGGGCAUGUUAAGUACUGUAAUAACCUUGAUGAUAUCUGGUAGUAGUUUUUAAUCUACGGCUUCUAUUCUUUCAAUCACAGUAGCUCGAAGUCCAAAACCUUGUAGGUUGGUGGCUAAAGUUAAUUGCUAAUCAAGAGUGCUGUAUUCAAAGUUAUACUUAUUGUGAACUGCUAUACAUACUCUAGUAGUAUCUAUAUUUCAUCUACUCCGAUAAGGCUUAUACACUACAACCUUUCAAUCUUGUUUAGAGCUAUCUGCAAGUUCUGUCUACAUUAUAUUAGUCUUGAAUCAAACCUUAGCAAAUGAAUUACUGGUACAAAAUCAAAUAGCAAGAUGGAGAUUCUGUAAAGCAUAUGAACUACUCUUUAUCAUAUCAGUGCAAUAACAUUUAAAAGAAGUAGUUUAAUGAGUUUUUAGCUUCAUUUGUAGUGAGCAAUCCUUUAGAAUACAUUCCAAACUACUGUAUUUAUUGAUACGUCCAACAAUACUGCAUGCAUUGUAUGCCAGCAUUUUUGCUGUGUAUGUUCUUGAAAAAAGUACUUACCUCUUUUGUACAUGUACAAGAUGUACAUUAUGCAGCAAUAGAUUUUUGUUUGGCUAAGUAAUUAGCAUUAUAUAGAAUUUUAAUGGUUUGCAGAAAAAAAAGUUUACCAACACUACAUGCUGUGCCAUAAAAGUGUGUACUGUUCUAUGAAUGAGAGCUUGAAGCAGUGCGCAAGAUUUUCUAGAAUGGAAAUGAUACCUACAUUAUGGUAAAAUAAUUAUUAGUAUACGUUCAGUUUAUGAUUAUAUUUUUAUCGCUGUAAAUCGUAGAAGUUACCCGAAGAGGAUUUGGGGGUCACCCCCAUGGUGUGUAUGGUUUUGUUAUGACUUGUACUUAUUUAUUCAGAAGCCAUCUACUACAUACAAUUUGCCUCGUAGCUCUCUGUGAGGUAUUCAUGGCUUCCAUAUACAGGUAUUAUUUUCAGGGCUUUCAAUGUCUGUAGUGUAAGUGAACUUGAGUAUCUUCCAAAAUAUUUAGUAAGACCUCACUUCUUGAGUAUAAGAAAUUGUUUUCAUACUUAAAAAAUGUUUAUUGUUGUUUUAAGGUGAAGAAAAUACAGUAGGUUCACAAGUCAUGUGGAAAGUCAAGGUAUUGUCUGUGGGUUAAAUCUUUGUAUUAGGAGUCAGCCUAAAAGUCUGUUGUUGAUAACAUGACCAUGAGUCUCAUUUGUUGGGUAAGUUACACAAACCCAUUUGGCAAUAUUAUUUAAUGUAGUCUAGGUAGAGUAUUCAGGUUUUUGAUGAGGGCUCUUUAAAGUUAGUUUUUUUUUAUUCAGUUUCAUCACUGACACAAAGUUGAAUUGUAAGGUCAGUUGAAACAGAUAUUCUUCUCUUGUUAUACCUGUAAAGGAAGCCUCACAUCAAACUGUUACUUUAUUUAUUGUAAUUCUGAUUAUGUACAUUUAUACAUAUCUUUAGUUACUUGCACCCUUUGAAACUUAAAAUUUAAGAGUUUGGUACAGGUAUACAGAAGUCUGAAGUUUAAUUACAGCAAAGAAUAUUGCAAAUUUAGUCUGAGAUAAACACAAGAAAAUUUUUUAAGGGACGUGUUAUACAAAAGCAUUAUGGAACAAGAGUAUAAGAACACAAAAUUUUGCAUCAUAUACAUACUGCAAUUUGCAUUUCUAGAAGGCGACAGAUCCAAACUACUAGGGUGACCUCAGCCAGAAUUGUGAAGGCUUUGCUGGUUAUGUAGUAUAUCUGUAUGAAAGUAUAAGAAUAUUUUAUCAUCCAAGUUCCUAUUUAAUAUCCGUUGGAUUGCUGUAUAUGUAAUAGUUGUAAGAGGAUAAUGUGAAAUUGUCAUAUUUAAUUAUUUUAUAUUUUAUUUUGAAAUAGAUUAAAAGAUGCUUGUAUAUUUGAACUUAGUACAUCCCAUCACAGUAGAGGGGAACUGAACAUUAACAUUUUGCAAAUGCUAUCAGCUAUAAAUUACACAUUGAAUGACCUUUGCAUCAGGCUCCUGAUUUAUGAUAUUCUGUCAUUAAUUUGUGAAAGAUUGUCAGGUUAUCAAAUAAAAUAAAUGGUUACCAGUGGCUCUAAUGAUGAGGUAUUUCCUAAUCCAGUAUUUGUUGUCUUUAUUGAAUUUUAGGUCAUGGAAUCUUCUUAAGAUUUUAGGCACAAGUCGCUGCUAGGAAGCUAAUUCUAAGUCAUUAUAUCUGUUAUGAGUCAAAAGCUUUAUUUUUCUUGUGCUUAUGACUUAUAUCCACUCAAACACUGCAAUUUUUUUUUUCACUAUGAUUACACCAAAAUAUCAAAUAUGUAAUGACUCCCUUGAAUCUCUGAAAUACAAGUUUUUAGAAUUACACUGAAAUAUCAGAAUUACAGUGUAAGUUUGAAAAUUCUUUCUGAAAAAUAGUGAGGUCUUACUAUAAUUUUAAUUUAAGCUCAGCAUUUGAGUUUAUAUAGUUUGCUGCUUCCAAUAAGAUAUAUUGUACAAAGUGUCUGUAUGAUUGCUUCAAAAGAAUGAAAUGAAUGUCUCAUUUUUCAUUCGUUGAAGCUACUGAUACUUGCUUUUUUUUUUUUUAAAUUCUCUCAUGCAUUCUUUGUGAUAUUGAAACAAUAUUAUUUUGUUUGUUACUAGAUUUUAGCAGUGCAGUUCAAAUGGCAUGGAGCUGUUUAAGAGCUGUUUAUUCCAUCAGGUGUUCAUGUUUCAAAGAGCAACAGUGAUCACCAUCCCUACUUAAAAAAAGUAUAUUGUAUAAAAAUUAUUAAAAACAAAGUUUUUAGUUCAUUUACAGAAGUUGUUGGUCUGUUCUCGCUGCAUAUCAGAAAUAUGGAGGGUCAACAUUCCAUUAAAUGGUGCCAUUCCAGUUUUCUUGUUGGUCACACAGUUUAAAUUAGCUGAAAUGUGUACACAAUGGAAUAAAGUGUUAAUGACCAAAAAAAAAUCAAACUGUAUUUUGACAUUUAUUAUGAUAAUAUACAAGAUGCCUUUAACCUUUUCAAGAGUGCUAGUUAAGUUAUAUGAGGUCUCGUGGCCACCAUUCUGUAAAGAGGGAUUAUAUAUCAAUGUUUCCUUUCACUUGUAUUAUAAAACUGACCCUUUUACUCGUGAACUUUUGUCGUGUGAGAAUUCUGAGUGAUGCGUGAGUAUCAAAAACUGAAUUAUCAUGUUUUGUACAUAGCUGAUGACUGAUUGUUUUCACAUUUAUCUGUCAUAUAUGUGUGGUACUUUGCAUUUAGUUUUGUUGAAAAAAAAAAUAUGUAACAUGAAUAACACUGAAAAUUCAGACUGUAAGAAUGAUAUAGAAUAUACUCAUUACAAAAAACAUAAACACAGUUGCAGGAUAUUAGAAUUAAUAGUAUUUAUGUUUGGUAAUAAGAGCACGAAUACUUCACAGCAAUCUGUUCUCUUGUUAGAAGUACUGAAAAAUACUGCUCUAAGCAUUUAACAGUGUAAAACUCAAGCAGCAAAUGUUACUAGUGAAAAUAGAUCCAGAGCUAUAUAGAAAAAUGAGGAAUUUGAAAAGCAAUAAAUUCAUGAUGACCAGA